GUUGAGCUCAGUCGUGUCUGGAGUUCUGAAUAAAGAACAUCUCUCCUCAGCAGGAAAAGAGUUGGUGGUUUGUUAGUGAAGAAAAAAAAAAGUGUUGUGGGAGUGAGAAUAAAAUGAUUGGUGAAGUAUCUCGUGAAGUGGAGGCUCACAAUGCCAAUUCCGUGCAAGAUGAUGAUGUUAAGAAGCUCGAUGAGCUUGAUAAAUCAGCCAAGGAAAUUGGCACAGAUUUCAACUAUACGCAUAAAAUUAAGUGGAUGAAUGUAACGUUAUAUAUUGUGUACCACAUCACAGCCUUUAUUGGUCUCUACCUGUUUUUCGCCCUUCAAGUGCAUCCCCUAACAAUGAUUCACUCCGCGCUUCUUGUUCCAAUUUGUGGCUUUGGAGGAUCAAUUGGGGCUCACAGGUACUACACCCAUCGGGCAUUCAAAGCAACCGCCCUUAUGCGGGGGAUCCUUCUGAUGCUCUUCACGAUGAGCGGGCAGAAUACAAUGUGGGCCUGGGUGAGGAAUCAUCGGCAGCAUCAUAAGUACUGCGACACCGAUGCUGAUCCCCACAAUGCAAGAAGGGGGUUAUUCUUCUCCCACAUGGGGUGGUUUUUAACCCAAAAACAUCCCACUGUAAUUAAAUAUGGCCGACAAAUCGAUAUGAGGGACUUAGAUGCGGAUCCUUUGGUUAAAUUCCAGAGCAAAUACUUUGCACAACUCUACAUUUUAUUGGCCAUCGUGGUCCCGUGCAGUACCCAAAUCUACCUGUGGAAUGAGGAUCCCCUGAAAUCCUUCCUGGUCGGCUACGUGGCAAGGACAUGCGUUGCACUUAAUCUAAUGUGUUCCAUCAAUAGUUUUGCCCAUGCUUUCGGUGCAAAGCCCUACGAUAAGUCCAUCCUUCCGGGAGAGAAUAAAUUCAUCAGCUUCUUCACAAUGGGCGAAGCAUGGCACAACUACCAUCAUGCCUUCCCAUGGGACUACAGGACUUCAGAGCUCGGGAUGCCCUUCACCCUGUCCACCACGAUGAUUGAUUUAUGCGUCAAAUUGGGUUUAAUUUACGAUCUCAAAGUGGCCAGUGAGGAUUCCAUCAAGAAGCGCAUCCUCAAGACGGGAGAUAAAUCUCAUGAGAAGUAUGCGGAAGUAGCUCGUAAUAUUUCUGUUUCGCACUAAAAAGGAAUUUAAGUUAGAAUGAAGUUAAAGGAUAAAAGGAUAAAGGGAUGAUUCAAGAAUUAAGAAAAAAAACUCUACAGGAGAAAAUUGUCCAAAAUACUAAAAUUAUGAUAAAGAAAAAUCUCAAAACUGAUAUAAUCAAUUUUUAAAACCUUUGACCAUUUAACCCUUUAACCCUUUUGAGUUUGAAUUAAUGUAGAACUAUGUCUUGAUAGUAUAUCUUGAACAGGUUGAGAUUACAAAAAUAUAUCCCUAAAAGGAUUCAGACAACUAGGAAGGACAAAAAGCCUAAAAUUCAAAGUCGAGAUUUUUUGCCAAAACUGUCUUUAGCUCAAAGGAAUAUCCUAAAAUUAUUUUUUCAUCUUUUGGUGCACUGAAUUCCUUACAAUCCUUAAGGAGUUAAAGGCCGUAAUUUUUAGAACGAAAUGAAUUUAAUGAAAUUAAGAAUGUUUUUUGAGUUACUUUCAGAUAAAAUUAAUUAUUUUGGCCAAAAAUUCAAUAUUUUGUAAUUUUUCAUUUUUCCUUCUUUUUUUUAUCUCUAGGAGUGUUAUAGGUCUCAUAAGAUAUGCUUAUUUGACCUAAAAAUGUUUACAUAAUAUUAAGGCAUGGUUCCGAAGUGAUUACGGUCAAAAAAAAUAUAACUUUUAAAAAUUAAUAACUUUCUAAAAACAAAAGGAAAAUUUUGUGUAUUGAAAGUGUUCCAAUAAUCCUUAAAGGGGUUAAACAAAAAAACUUCAAGCUCUCAUAAUAAAUUGGAUUAUAUUUUUCAAUUCUAAGAAGAUUUUGUAUUAUUUAGUGGGGUAUUUUUAAAUGUUUAAUUCUAUGAAGGAUGGAUCACAAAAAAGUAUUUUUUUUUUAAUAUAAAUUUCAUCUUAAAAUUUGCACUUUAAAAAAGAUCAUUAAAAAUUAAUCGUAAUGAUUGAAACGCAUUUAAUUAGGAAGCUACUAAAGAAAUUCUACUACACACAUUAUGACUUUUUUGUUUUGCUAUUUUUAAUGUAAAAAAUUAAGAUCUUAAUUAAUCGUUCUAAGAAACUCUAAACUUUUUUUUUUGAAACUCAUAAAAUUUUAAUUAACAAAAGUUUGUGAAAUUAUUGGCGCCAUUUGGCAUAUGAAAUUCCUCUUUUCCUGUAAAAAAAUAUAUUUUAAGAGAAAUAUUUCUGCAAAUAAACAACUAUGGCUGACCUUAAUUCUAAGCAUAACAAACAUAAAAGGUUAUACCAUAUAAAUCUGCAAUAAUUUGCAUAUGAAUGUUAAGACAAAAGUGAUUUGAAGAUUUGAAGAAAAAAAAUUUCAAUUGUUUAAAA
This is a messenger RNA of Lutzomyia longipalpis, 2461 nucleotides long. Its product is annotated as acyl-CoA Delta-9 desaturase-like. The record is from RefSeq and is a predicted model, not a curated record. Gene Ontology annotation, biological process: unsaturated fatty acid biosynthetic process. Bases 114 to 1154 code for a protein of 346 amino acids. Gene Ontology annotation, cellular component: endoplasmic reticulum membrane. Gene Ontology annotation, molecular function: stearoyl-CoA 9-desaturase activity; iron ion binding. NCBI's taxonomy places the organism in Eukaryota, Metazoa, Arthropoda, Insecta, Diptera, Psychodidae. The transcript is spliced from 3 exons.